AUGACGGAGGUGGCGCAGGUUGCGGCGGCGGUCGCCCAUGACAUGGAUGAUGUUACAAAAGAAAAUGCACUCAGCAUGAGCGACGCAGAAUACAAGGAAGAUGAAGUGACGCACGAGGAGGACGAGGAGGACGAGGACGAGGAGGAGGAUGUUGCAGUUGAUGAAGGCGACGACGUUGAGAAGAAAAGCGAGGAGACGUCACAGGAGGAAGACAAAAAAGCCUGCCACACAAAUGAUGAAGAAGGUACUGAGACUGACAAGCCACAUGUGAACGGUCUGGAGCACAAAGAAAAAGACACAGAUGAUAAGACAAAUGGUGAAGCAACGGAUGAUGAGGAGAAAGAGGAUGCACAAUCUGACACAAAUGAAGACCGGAAUAUGUCUGAACUGGCACUUAAAAAAGAGAAACUUCUCCGAUCUAGAAAGCCGGUGGCCAGGACCUACAUGCCUAAGCUGAACAAAGACAAAGGGGACGUGACGAGCAAGUACGAGGCCAUGCAGAAGGCCAGGGAGGAUCGCAGCAGGCUGAGGAGCAGGGAUGAGCAGCAGAAGAGGAAAGACCAAUUCGUCAAGGAGAGAGAAUGGAGCCGCAGGAAGCAGCAGAUAAAAGAACUACUCGCAUCCAGCGAUGAGGAGGAAGAGGUGAAGCCAGCAAAGGUGGAAAAAUCAUACGUCCCCAAAAUCACAGGCAGUGUGAAGGGGAAAUUUGCUGUGAUGGAGAAACAAAGACAAGAGGAGGAAAGGAAGAGGGCGGAAGGAGAGAGGAAGAAAAGGGAGACCCAGGACAACAUGGAAAAAGCCAAAAUCAAGAAGGAUUUGGCCAAGAAAGCAGCUGAGGAGGGAGAUGACACAAUCCUAGUGCGGGUGGUUCCAGCGAAGUCUUCACGACAUCCGGGCAGGAUCAAGGUGAACUUUGAGGACAUGGAGAAGGGCAGAGAGGAGGACCUGAAGAAGAAGGCAGAGGAGGAGAAAAAGAGACGCUACGACGAAAACAGACACUCCUUCAGGGAAGCCAAGCGACGCUCUGUUGUUGAACAGGAUGAAGAGGAGAAGCCCUCUGAGAAGCUGCAGGUGACUCCUGGGAAGCUGAAGAUGGGAUUUGAGGAGCUGGAGAAGGAGAGACAGGACCAUAGGAGGAAGCAGGCAGAGGAGGAAGCCAAACGCCGCUUGGUCGACGAGAAGAAGGCGUUUGACGAGGCCAGAUUGGGAAUGGAGGAAGGUGAGGGCGAUGAUCAGCCCUCUCAGGAAGACAAGGAGGAGGUCCGACCUGGAAGACUGAGGCUGAGCUUUGAGGAGCUGGAGAGGCAAAGGGUUGAAGAAGUGCGCAAGAAAGCAGAGGAGGAGGCCAAGAGACGAAUGGAGGAGGAGAGGAGAGCUUUUGCUGAAGCCAGAAAGAGCAUGCUGGUAGAUGAGGACGAUGAUGGGCUGAUGGCCUUGUUGAACAUGGAGGGCAGUGAACCUGGGAAGAUAUGCGCCAGUUUCGAGGAUCUGGAGCGACAGAGAAGAGAAGAGGAGCAGAAGAAAGCAGAGGAGGAGGCCAAGAGGAGGCUGGAGGAGGAGAAGAAGCUCUUCGCUGAGGCCCGCAAGAGUAUGGUACGUGCACAUGACUCAGUGAAGAACUGUACUGUGCAGGUAUAUGUGGUAGAUGAGGAAGAAGGGAUAGUGAAGAGCGAUUCUCAGGAGGCGCUGUACCCCAGAAAACUGGAGAUGAACUUUGAGGAGCUGCUCAAAGAAAAGGAGGAAGCUGAGAGAAGACGUAAGGCGGAGGAGCGCAAGCAGAAGAUGGAGCAGGAGAAGCAGGAAUUUGAGCAGCUCCGACAAGAGAUGGGCGAGGACGUAGUAAAUGAAAGCUCAAACGUUGUGAGCAAAGAGUAUGAAGAGCUCACGAAGCUCAAGAGGACUGGCUCCAUCCAGGCCAAAAACCUCAAGUCCAAGUUUGAGAAGAUCAAGCAGCUGAGUGAAGAGGACAUUCAGAAGAAGAUCGACAUGGAGAGAGCACGGAGGAAGGCGGUCGAUGAUGAAAUUAAAGAGAGAGAAACCGGGAGGUUCCAAGGCGAGGAUGAGGGAGGAGAGACGACUGCGGCGAGGGCCGACGAGUCACCAUUCAAACAGAAGGUGGACAUGCGAGCCCGAUUUGAACAAAUGGCCAAAGCCAGAGAGGACGAGGAGAAGAAGAGGAUAGAGGAGCAGAAGCUGCAGAGGAUGCAGUUUGAGCAGCAGGAAAUUGAUGCUGCACUCCAGAAAAAAAAGGAGGAUGAUGGGGAGGAUGAGAGCAGCAUCAUCAACGGCUCUGCAGCCUAUGAAGAUGAGGAGGAUCACGCCAGGUCUGGGGCGCCGUGGUUCAAAAAGCCCCUCAAGAAUCAAUCGGUGGUGGACUCUGAGCCGGUGCGGUUCACCGUCAAGAUCACUGGGGAGCCAAAGCCUGAGGUCACCUGGUGGUUCGAGGGCGAGAUGCUCCAGGACUGUGAGGACUAUCAGUAUAUAGAGAGAGGAGAGACGUCCUGCCUCUACCUGCCCGAGACCUACCCGGAGGACGAGGGCGAGUACAUGUGCAAGGCCGUGAACAGCAGAGGCACAGCAGCAAGCACCUGCAUCCUAACAAUAGAAAGUAAGACCACCUUGGUGUGA
Limanda limanda (common dab) is the source of this 2628-nucleotide messenger RNA. It is a transcript of the gene nexn, whose product is annotated as nexilin (F actin binding protein). Bases 1 to 2628 code for a protein of 875 amino acids. Gene Ontology annotation, cellular component: plasma membrane; axon. The transcript is spliced from 12 exons. NCBI's taxonomy places the organism in Eukaryota, Metazoa, Chordata, Actinopteri, Pleuronectiformes, Pleuronectidae. Gene Ontology annotation, molecular function: cell-cell adhesion mediator activity. The record is from RefSeq and is a predicted model, not a curated record. Gene Ontology annotation, biological process: axon guidance; homophilic cell-cell adhesion; dendrite self-avoidance.